GAGUUCUCGGGUUACCAUGUCGGUGCGAUGGGAAAUUGUCCUAAUGAGCUUCUUUCUGUUCAGUACCGCCCAGGCUGGAGGAUAUUGUGGACCGAACAAGAUGUAUGCGUGUGUGCCCACGCUUUUUUGUAAAGAUGGUCGCAGCACGCAAAGAAAUCCCGCUGCUUAUUUCAACAGGCAGUGCUUUUCGUUUGAGACUUGCUGUGACGUUAAUAGGGUAAUUUAUGGAAUGCGGUACACUGGAGGAGAGUUCGAGCCUGGUCCAUACGAACAAACCAGCGAGCCAUUCAACAAUGCAGGUGGAAAAACUUCUGGCACAAACAGUCAACAGUCAACUGGUAAUACGGGUGCAAAUAGUCCGACCUUGAAAAAAAAGGGCGGAGUGUCAUCUAUAACAAACAUUCAAAAUACUAAUAAUGGCGAAGGCAAAACUUUUACAACAAAUAGUCAAAUGCCUAGUUAUACGAUGAAUAGUCAGCCAUCCAAUAACGCAGGUGGAAAAACCAAUACUGCAAACAAUCAGGCACCCAGUGACUCAGAUGGAAAAACUUUUACACACAGUACAAAUUUCCAUGCUCAUAAUUAUCUUAACAAUAAUUCCGGAAAAACUAAUUUAGGAAACCCACCUACGGCUAAUACUAAAAAUACAAAUAGUCCAACUUAUCAUCAUUAUCAAAAUGUUAAUUACAAUCCCAGUGGUAAUUCAGGCAGCGAUGUUGGAGUUUAUAGACAGUCUUGAAACAUUUAACUAAAUAUAACACAAAUUAAAGAUUAUUCAUAAAUUAAAGAUAAGCAAGAAAGCGAUUCGAAACUUUUAAUAAAUAAAUACAUACAUAUCAAACAGCAGUAGACAUAGACCAACGCUAAAAAAAAACUGGUGAAACCUUCACUCGAUUCAAGAAAUGAAAAGUACGGUCUGAUAACCGUCUGGAAAAAGGCGGAAGGCGAUGGAGAGAAAGGUCAGCUAGACCGCUGCAGCUGUCACCAUUGACAGGAAGUCAAAAGUUAGCGUCCCCCAAAAGCGGAACUGAAACUGACAGCAACAAACACACUCACCCACUCGCCUCAAGGACAGCCGAAAAGAAAAUCAAGGCAUGACAGAAAUAAAGGACAAAUAUCUAUAAGAAAAUAAAAACCAAAAUUUGAUUUCCACAGACAAGUAAAAUAUUUUUUACCCCAUUCUUCGCAUCUAUCGAACCUAUGCCAGCUGCUGAAACCAAAAGAAAUUUUAAUAUAAGAAAAAAAGGAAAGCAGGGAAAGAAAAUAGAAGGACGUUCUGAGUGCGUUUUCCAGAUGUUUCCCUUCAACGAGAAUUUGUCAUUUCUUCUUUUUCGUAUUUCCCUGUCUCAUUCUAAGCUUGUUUGCAUGUGUUUCUCAGUGUGUUUGUGGUUUGUCCUUCCUUUGUUAUUUAUUAUUGUUUUUCAACAGGAAAUUCGUUUCCCUUGUUGUUUUGCUUCCUGCUUAUUUUUGUUACCAGUUUCUCUUCAUAAAUUUCUUCGACUGUCUGCGGCUGAUUGGCAAAAUCGGCCCCAGAAAGCUCUUCGUAAGCCUGUAAACUAAAUGCAUUAGCUAAUCUUAAUUUAAAUUAUUUGGCAGAGCUAAAAGCAAUUUUCAAUUUCAAUUAUAUGCUUGAGAUUAUUAGCCUUGAAACUUACUAUUCCUAUAUAAAAGGAAUCAAAAUCGUGGCUUGGUUGCAUAUGCUUAUAUUUAACAAAUAUAUAUAUAUUUUUUGUAAUACUCCCAAUCCAUUUUUAAAACAAGACGCAAUCCUUACACUCAAUUAAAUCAUCUUAUUUCUGGUCAAAAUAUUUUACAAAAAGUUGGUCGAAAAGAAAAAGAAAGCUACCGUGAGGCGGCAACUCAAGCUCAUUAAUUUAACUUACGCAAAAAGGAAACCAAGUGGGUGUGGGAAAUUCAGGCCAAACAAUACCGAGAUAGAGGGACCGGAAAACAGGAUGUGCGGCCAGGUACGAGAAAGAGGCAACCAGAAAAAAACCACCAAGAAAAAGUAGCACGGAAGCGGAUUUUCAUUCAAGUUGCCAGCCGGGAGGAGGAAAGGAGGACGCUUUCUCCACCUCGGCCCACAAUUUCUCCUUGGUAAUGAUUCAGCAUUAAAUUUCGGGUGACUGAAGAAAGGCAAGAAACAACAAAAUCAGCAGCGACAGCAACAAAGAAAAUCAGUAAAAUGAAACGAUGUCGACGUCAAAGCAAAUGAAACUGAAGAUGAGACCAGAGCGAAAUUUCGGACGAACAUCAUUAGAAAGUUGCUGGAAUUCGGUUGUAGCCGGAUGGUGGGGUUGGGAAUGGGGCUGGUGUUUGGCUAUAUCCAUCCGACCUUGCUAAUUGUAUGACAACGGGGGGUGGGAUUCGCCCACCUGGCCAUUGAAAUCAUUGCUCCGUUCAAGUAGCUGAGCGCAUAAAACUAAGCUGCCAAUUCAAUUUCGUAAUCAGAGUGGCAUAAAAAAUUAAAUAAAACAUGCAAAUAAAA
Molecule: messenger RNA, 2488 nt
Organism: Drosophila sechellia
Lineage: Eukaryota; Metazoa; Arthropoda; Insecta; Diptera; Drosophilidae
Product: putative mediator of RNA polymerase II transcription subunit 29
Exons: 3
Coding region: 17-739 (240 amino acids)
Source: RefSeq, a predicted model, not a curated record